AAGCAAUUACUCUUUCCCGGCGAGGCUUCUAGAAGAGCAAGAAGAGCGAUAUGAUUACACCUGCAGCCCUAUAAAGAUUGAUCUGUCCGUCUUUCCCUUACAGUCGUGGCCUGUUAAACGUUCCUGUGUUGUUCAGUGCCAGAAUGAGUGACCGCUAUUUAGAACAAAGGAUUAGUAUCAAAUUUUGCGUGAAAUUGAACAAGUCUGCAAGUGAGACCCACCAUCUUUUGAAAGAAGCUUAUGGGAAUGAAGUCAUGUCAAGGGCCAGAGUUUUUGACUGGCACAAAAGGUUUAAAGAAGGACGGGAAGAUGUUCGAGAUGAUGCCCGAAGUGGGCGUCCAGUCACCCACCGAACAGAUGACAAUAUCCAGAAGGUCAAGGACUUGGUUUGUUCAAACAGGCAGUUAACCGUGAGGAUGAUGGCUGAAGAGUUAAAUUUAGACAAAGAAACUGUUAGGCUCAUUUUGAAAGAAAACUUGAACAUGAGGAAGAUUUCUGCAAAAGUUAUUUCGGGUGUUUUGAAGGGUGAGCCUAAACCACGAAAACUUGACUUUCAGUCCGAUCUUUCAAAGGAAACUAGGAAAAAUAGCUCAUGUUUGAGGAAAAAGGUCUGCAUGGUCGAUGAAUUUUCAACGAGCAGUGAUUCUGUUCCUCAUCUUUCAUUGCUUUAUGGGACUUCAGGGAAUGAAAGCAUAACAUCCUGCUUUCCCAUAAGUUCUCUGGCUGCUACACUGGCACCAAUUAAAGACAUGUCUAUGCAAUUAAUCAAAACCAAUUUGGAAGCACUCUGGCGCUGCUCCUCUGAUGUACUGCCUGCUCCACAUACAGUAGUUCCUCAGCUGCGGUGAUGGAGCCAGGCACAUAGGAGCUUUUGAUGAACUGGCUGUACUGGCCCCAAGUGUUAACUAUGUCAUCUGACAUGACUAAUGAGGCUCCGGACUUGAUCCGUGUGAGCGGAGCAGCCCUGCUGUCUGGAGGAGGCUCAGUUUCCACAGCCAGCCUGGGAAGAGGCUGCAACGUGCAGGGUACACACUGCAUCAUGUCAGCUGGAGUCCUGGAGGCCUCUAGCGUUGGAGCUGGGAGUCAUCCAUGGAGAGGGUGAUGGAAACUGUGGGCCAGGCUCUGUGUUGGGCGCCAGUGUGAAUGUGACCCAAUUUAAACUUCUAGCUCAGCCUCCUCAUUUUAGACCUGAAAAUCAAGACCCAGCAAAAUUGUGAGGCUUGCCAAAGACCUGAACUUUGGAGAGAGAAAUGAUGGAGAAAGCAUGGUCUCUGCCCUAGAUGACAGGUAAAUAUGUAUAAGGGUAACAACUGGGGCCUGGUGCAAGUAUACUUCAUCAAGGGUUAACCAUAGGCUUCCUUUCUUCCUUCUGCAAACCUUUAUCAAGGGGAAGGGUUGCUUGUGCCCUUGUCACCUCAGCAAUUCCAAGAGCAUGGAAUUUGGAGUCAACAGAUCUGUGUUUGAGUCCCAGCCCUACUUUGAGUUGAUGUAAUCUUGCAAAUCACUUCAUUUUUCUGAGCCUUGGUUUCCUCAGCUGUAACAUUGGAAUAGGCCAUACACUGCCCAGCCAGCCUACUUCCAUGAGCCCUUCUGUGACUCAACUGAGUUAAUGGGUGUGAAAGUGUAAGUAAGAGCCUCUGCACGUGUUAGUUAUUAUUCCCGUUUUCAUCCCCCUAAGGAGCACUGGCUGAAAUCUCUGGAAUAUGGAUCCACAGAUAGCUUUAACUCUCUUCCUCUUCCUGCCUCUUUCAAAUGGACAUAAAAACCAAUUGGUCAUCUGCCUAAAAUCUCAACAGCUUUCCCAGAGAGCCCAUGCAUAGAAAGAGGAAGAACUCAACCAUUGUAAAUUAAUGUCAUUCCAUACAUUGAUUGAGCACCUACCACGUGCCAGACAUUGUGUGAGGGAUCAGAGUUGGAUAAGACAUGUUUCUUGGCCACCUUGAGAAGCUCACCAUUUAGUAGGAGAAACAGAGCUGGGCAUAAAUAACUAUAAUGUACUGCAGACAAAUGCAAUUGCCAUAGGAAAGAUACAAAUCAAGUGUUUUGGGAGCCAGAGGAUGGAGUGAUUCAUUGCCCAAAAGGAGACUGGAAAAAGGUUCAUCAACGAAGUGGUACUGAAGGAUGGGCAGGGCUUAGCUCUGUCAGGAAGAACGAGGCAGGGCAUUCCAGACAGAGAGACCAGCAUAGGCAAAUGUAUGAAAUCUGGAAAGGAAUGGUGAUCUAAAGGAUAGAAUAAAAUCAAGUGAGGUAUUGGGAGUGAGCAUGAAUCAAAGAAAAAUCACUGCACCCCAACUCUGAAACUCAGGCAUAAAUGUUGCUGUUUCACUGUUCUCUUUGCUGGCUGAGGUCACCUUGGCCUCUGUCCCUCAGUCAGAGAAAAUCCCACACUGGCCCUUCCUCCAGCAAAGCCAAACCCAAGCCCCAGCCAGCAGAAGCAAAAACAAAUGAACAGGGAUCAACAAUACCAUUAGAUGCAAAAAUUCUGGAGCUGGGAAGGCCAGGUCACAGCCAUACCUCCCCAGCCAGGGUAAGAGCUUGAUCAGAUGUGGCAAUGACACCAACCCUGGAGCACGAUGGCAAGGAACUUAACUUAAGCCUCUUGGCAUGGGUCACAGGCUACAUUUUUCUCCUUCCCCCCUCAUCCAAAAGAAGCUAGCUUCUUCUUUAUGAGUGCUGCUGUCAGAAUGGCUUUGGAAAGCCUAGAGCUGCAGCUGGACUCAAGGCAUGGCCAUGGGCCACCCCAGGGACUCGUAUUUUCUCAGUCUUUCUAUCUUUCAUUGCGAAUUUUUUUUAUUGUGCAAAUAAUACAGUGUUAAGAACGGAAACUUCAAGAAGAGAAAGAGGAAAGAGAGCACCCACUCACACAUCAUCUGUUUCCAUUUCUCCUUGCCCUUUCCUGCUGUUGUCCAUGAGCAUAAUUUUUUGGCCGCUUUUAUUACUGAUACAACUACAUAUUCUGUUUUUAUUGCUUAGCCUUGUAUCAUACAAGGCUACUUAUUGCCAGCCACUCGUGUCCACACUGGCUUGGCAUUGUUCUCCCAAGACUGAAGAAAUAUGCCAGGGGUCAUGUAAAGGGACUUUCCGCAGAUAACAUGAUCGCCAUUGACAACUGGCAUCAUGUGGCAGAGGAAAAGCAUCGACUGCUCUGCCAUCAUGUUGACUUGGGUUGGAAUCUCAGCUCCUCUACUUCGAAGCUAGAUGGCCCUGGGCAGAUCAUUCCAUCUCUUUGAGCCACAGGUCCUCAUCUAUAAGAUGGGGAUGGCAUUAGUACCAUCUUAUGAUACUAAUGGGAUCACAGUGAGAAUUAAGUGAGAUACCAAAAGGGGAAUGCUCAAUAAAGACCAGCUCUCCUUCCCAACCCUUGAGGGGCUGACCUAGAAUCCACUCUGCUUUUUCCUCUCUUGCCCACAUUUGGCCACCUCCCCUCCCCUGGACCCAGCAGGCCCCCUGGGUGAGCCCACCUAAAUUAUGACAGGCAUACCAGUCUGCAUAUUUAUUAUUCACUGGGUGAAUUUGCUAUCUUUUACUUAAGUAUUUUCCUCUGGUGAAACUUUUGUUUUUGUCCAGUGUUUCACUAUUUCCAAUAAUGAUGCAAAAAAAAAUACCAGUGUGUGCUGCUCACCCUAUGCUUUAAAAAUUGUAUUUUCUCAGAAACAAUCCCCAGGAGUAGGAUCACUGAGAUAGAGGAUAGAAACAUUUUCAAGGUUUCUGAUGUGUAUUUCCAAAUUGCUUUUCGGAUUUGUACCUGUUAUGCUGCCACCAAUUUGAGGGAGGGAACCACUUGGGCUACAUUGGAGGCCGCUGGGCCCUGGUCACAAACUUCUGUCUCUGCUUUAUUUCUACCACUGUCUUCUCUUAACAUGGCUCCUGAACUUCUCACUCUAUGGGACAAUUCAUUGUUUGUCCCCAAAACGAUGCUCCCAUACUUUUGUGCCUUUGUACUUCCUAUUAGUCUUCACCACCCUUGCCCGAGAAUAUUCUUCCUUUAAGAUACCCUCUCACUUUAGAGCUCAACCUUUGUGGAACUGGGAACUUCUAUACUCUCUUCAAGACCCAGUUCAAACACCCCUCUCUCUGUGAACCAGUUCCAAUCCCCCCAAGCAGAGUUCGUCGCUUUUGUUAUAAGUGGUACCUGGAGGAACCCUUGGCAUCCAAGUGUUCACCAAGAGUCAGCCAUCCCCUAACCUCAGCUACAGGCCCCAGUUUUUGUGAUUCUCUCUUCUCUUCUCCUCUCUCACUCUUUGCACCAGGCAAUCUCACCAGGUUUUCCCAACUCAUGUCCUAAAUAUUCUUAGAUCCACUUAUCUUUGCCUCAUGGUCAUUGCCAGAGCUAUCACCUCUCAUCAGGAUUCCUGCAAUGGUCCCCACAAAAAAAAAAAAGAGUAAUAUGUACAUGGUUCAAAAGCCAAAAUAGUCUCCAAGGCUUAUUAUAAGAAACAGUAGAUUCCUGCCCUAAUCCCGCCUACCCCAAGCCUUACUCCUCAGAGACAACUAGCCACUUUCAGCUAUUUCUUUUGAUAUUUACUUCCAUUUGCCAAAUAAGAUACCCAUACUGCAGUUUCUUGAUUUUAAGUUCAGGGAUUAUCUUUUUAAAAUUUUUUUAAAUUUUGUUUAUUAGUUUUAUUACAGACCUAGUCCUUUUUUUUUUUUUCUUUUAAGGGUAUUCCUGAAACACCAAGUUUCAGACCUUAUCUACUGACUUUGAACAAUGGAAUAUUUCUCUAAUAGCGCUUCUCUCCUCCGUUCUCUAAUAUAAUUGUAUCUACAAUUAUUUAACAAUUUUUGGUUAAUCAUUUUGCAGUAUUUACACAUUAUGACCAGAGAAGCCAUUAAAAAAUAUUUAUCUUCUGAGAUAUCAACAUCUCUUCUGGGGCUGCUAUCUCUCCUGGUGAGGUUUGAGCCUCCUGGGGGCAGGUGGAGCACUCAGGGACAGGGGCUGAUAUGCGGGAGAUGGGGCUGGCUGGCUAUUGGCUGGCAACCAGGUGGCACCAGUCUCAGGAUGGUUCUCAUGCAGGGCUCCCUGGGCCAGGUAGGUAUAGCAAGCAAGGUUCAGGUCAGCCUUUUGGGGGAGCCAAAGGCAGUGCCCAGGAGGGACUGGAGGCUGCUGACUGGCACAGAAACUGACUGAUCUGAACAAAUGCUGGCCUCUUGAACAGGGUUCUGGGGCCCCUGGCUAUAUGUCAGGUACUGUCUUUUUAGUAGCUGGAUCUGAUGGAUAGCCAUAGUUAAGCCAUCACAGUGCCUGGGAUAUAGCUGGACCUGACAGAUUGGGUCAUCAUACUGUUCUUUCAAAGAGUUUGAGAGAAGACUUAGUGAUAGAGAUACAGAAACUAAGCGAAAGAAAACAAAAAGGCAAUUAUUAACGUAGGAGAACCUGAAAUCUUAACAAGAAUGGAAAUAUACUCACAGACCCCUACAUGGCUUAACUAUGAAUAACAUUUACAUAGUCAUAACCCCAGCCAACAGGACUGCAUUAGGUACGUUCAACUGUAUUGGUUAUUAAAGUGUUGAAAUAUUUCUAUACUGGCUAGUAAAUAGUAGCCACCCUCAAGCUCCCUGUGUACCCUGUUGCCACUGUACCAGCCAUCCCGCCCACCCCCUCUCCCCACCUCUUAGAAUUCCCUGGAACUUCCCAGGAUCCAUCAGAUUCAGCUACUAAAAAGACAGUACCUGGCAUAUAGCCAGGGGACCCAGAACCCUGUUCAAGAUAUAUAAUUAAUACUAUAUAACUUUGUUUAAUUUUAAUACUUAAAUGUUAAUAUUCACAUGUGGUUAAUGGCUACCAUGUUGGACAGCACAGAUCUAGAAUGAUGUGUUUUCCUGACAGGACACUGCUGAUAUAAUACUUGACAUGAAAGCGGUCAUGGGAAACUGACCCUCCAUGAUACGAAUCUGGGAUUGUAAUAUGACCUGAGUGGGCUUGAAUUCAACGAUGACUUCAUUGCCAGUGGAAAAUGGGAUACUGUGUCAGGGAAGAGUUCCAACCUCAUGGAAGAUGGCAAGGAGUAACAGGACUCCAAAUUGACUUGCCACAACUCUAUGGGUGCUGAAAGUAGGCAAGACCCAGUGGAUCAGAAAAAGACAGCAUAGCAAACAAAAGGGCCAAGAGCAUGGUAGAGCAAGUUUCCUUGCCCUCAAAUCCCAUGAGUCAAUACAAUGGCCCAGAUGGCAGCUAUGCGUGCCUUGGGCCUGUGAUGUCACCAAGGAACGCUGGGCUAAGGGCUGAACCUUUUAUAGCAAGCAGUUUACAAGCCAGUCUCCUUCCCCUGGAGAGUGAAUUGCUGGACGUUGUGGUCACCUUGACCUACCCCUACCUACCUAACUGCUUUUGUGACUAAUUAUAUAAAAGAUUCAGGGUCAGAAAAUGGUUAGUCCUUGCAGUUUGGGACAAACAAGAAUAUACAAGGACAUUUGGAGGUCGGCGAACUGCAUCUCCCAAAGCUGUCCACCGUAGUCCGUGGCAUGCAAUAGCAAAAGUUACUUAAACUAGCACCUUGUGAAUAACUGGGAUGAAAUGCCUUCAAAGGCAAGUCUUUGGAAGACCAAAUGGCUGCUGAAAUGUGCUACUAAGGCGAGAAUUGUGACCAAGGAUUUUAAGAUGGAUUAGUUGCUUCUGAUGGUGCUGAAGUUCUUAUUGAAAAAAAAAUUCAAGCUCAGGAUUCUAAACUCUCAGGCGUGUUCAGAAAACCAGAGAGCUUCCAUUGUAGCUUUAAAAUAUAUAUGUAUUCAUAACUAAUAUACAAAACUAUAUUUAUAUAUUAAUGUUAAUUAUAUUAAUAUAUAACCUAUUAUAGCUAUGGGACUAAGGUAAUUGAAAGUCAGAUCCAAAUUUUAAUCCUGUGGGUGCAGAAUUACAAUGUUCGUAGAAAUCACAGGUGCCCCAGGUUUCUUACAGGAAAGUUAGUGUUAAAUGGGAAGAAAUGGGAUCCUGAAAUAUGGAAUGGAAACAUUUGGUUCACCUUGGAGAAAUAUGAGAAUCUGGAAUGCCUAAAUCCUCCUGCACUCCAGAAAAAAUAAAAAAAGAAGUUUAAGGGCCUCUUUUCUAUCUAAUUUGUUGGAGAAUAGGAAUGUGAUCUUUUUUAAAAAUCCAUCUCUGCCUAUCAAAGUGCGUGUGCAUGUAUGUGUGUGCAUGUUGUGAGAAAGAAACAAAAAUCUAGGAUGCACAUGUGCAUAAAUGCACACGCAUCCCCCUAAGACCAUUGGGAAACUCUAUGUUUGAAGACAGAAUGUAAAAAUUUAAAGCUCUUUCCAAAUCAAAUGAAUUUAGGUGUCCUGCUUCCUCCAAAUCACUUUGGCUUUAUGUCCCGCCCUGCGUGCUAUUAUACUGGAGGCAGGGAAGAUCCAUGAGGAAAAACUAACUUCUCAAUAAUAAAUCUAUCAGCUUUGGAUGUA
Messenger RNA from Gorilla gorilla gorilla (western lowland gorilla), 7392 nucleotides. RefSeq names its product GVQW motif containing 3 (gene GVQW3). The record is from RefSeq and is a predicted model, not a curated record. The transcript has 2 exons. Lineage: Eukaryota; Metazoa; Chordata; Mammalia; Primates; Hominidae. Bases 144 to 848 code for a protein of 234 amino acids.